AUGGCCGGGCAGCCCCCGGAGGGCCCCGCCGCGCCGCGCUGGAGGCGGCGAGCGACCCCUCGCCCGCAGCCCCUCGCCUGGAGCAAGCCGCGGCCGCAGUCGUACCAGAGCCCCAGCGGAGUGCUCGUCACCGACUUCCCCGUGGAGGACAGGUGCGCCUUCUCCGUGCCUCGGCCCGGCACCGGCGGCCCGGCCAUGGGAUCGGUGUCCAACGGCACCGUGCGGCCGCCGGGCUCCCCCGCGCCGGACCCGGAGCGGCGCUCCCGGCUGCUCGCCCUGGCUCCGGACAGCCCCGUCGGUUCGACCGCCAACGGCACCGUCUCCUCGCCGGGCAGCGGGCAGGGCCGCCGGCCGCGGCCGCCCGGAACCGUGGGGCUGCUCGCGCUGACCCCGCAGCAGGAGCGGAUCGUGUUCGGAGCCAGUGCUCAGCCCGCAUCGUGCCCCAGGGCUGCCGGGGCCCCGGAGGUGCCGGGAGGAUCCCCAAGGAGCGGCAGGGCUGCCGAGCCCCCGGAGGUGCCGGGAGGAUCCCCAAGGAGCGGCAGGGCUGCCGGGGCCCCGGAGGUGCUGGGGGGAUCCCCAAGGAGCGGCAGGGCUGCCGAGCCCCCGGAGGUGCCGGGAGGAUCCCCAAGGAGCGGCAGGGCUGCCGAGCCCCCGGAGGUGCCCGGAGGAUCCCCAAGGAGCGGCAGGGCUGCCGAGCCCCCGGAGGUGCCGGGGGGAUCCCCAAGGAGCGGCAGGGCUGCCGAGCCCCCGGAGGUGCCGGGGGGAUCCCCAAGGAGCGGCAGGGCUGCCGAGCCCCCGGCGGGACGGUGCGCGGAGCCCCCCGCACUGCUGAGCACGCACAGCCCCGCGGCGCGCAGGGUGGGCUCGCAGCAGCUGAUCCCCCGCAGCCUGGCCGAGAGCCGGCCCGCGGGCCACGAGCGGGGCCUCAGGGUGCGCAGCCUGGUGGAAACCCCCCGGCUGUCCCUGGGCAGCGACCCCGAGGACGAGCCCGAGGGCGGCCCGGGCGCGCUGCGGCGCGGACUGCGCUCCACGUCCUACCGCCGGGCCGUGGUCAGCGGCGUGGACCUGGACGGCUCCAACAGCUGCAACAAGAAAAACAGAAUGUCCCAGCCCAUCCUGAAAGCGGUGGCUGAAGAUAAAGAGAAGUUCUCGAGCCUGGGGAGGAUAAAGAAGAUGCUGAAAGGACAAGGGACGUUCGAUGGGGAAGAAAAUGCUGUAUUAUAUCAGAACUAUAAGGAAAAAGCUCUGGACAUAGAUUCUGAUGAGGAGUCUGAGCCCCAAGAGCAGAAGUUGGAUGACAAGGUUGUUUUUCACUAUAAGCCCCUGAGGUCGACGUGGAGUCAGCUCUCUGUGGUGAAGAAGAAUGGACUGUCAGAGGUGAUCAGCCAGGAAGAAAGGAAGAGACAGGAGGCAAUAUUUGAGGUGAUAUCUUCUGAGCACUCCUAUUUGCUGAGCCUGGAGAUUCUGAUCCGGAUGUUUAAAAAUUCCAGGGAACUGAGCCUCACAAUGACCAAAACAGAGAGCCACCACCUCUUCUCCAACAUCACGGAUGUUUAUGAAGCAAGCAAAAAGUUCUUUGAAGAACUCGAGGCAAGGCACCAGAACAACAUUUUCAUCGAUGACAUCAGUGACAUCGUGGCGAGGCACGCGGGCUCCACCUUCGACCCCUACGUGAAGUACUGCACCAACGAGGUGUAUCAGCAGCGCACCCUGCAGAGACUGCUAGCCACAAACCCAGCGUUUAAGGAGGUGUUGUCCCGGAUCGAGUCCCACAAGGAUUGCCGGAAUUUGCCCAUGUUCUCCUUCCUCAUCCUCCCCAUGCAGAGAGUCACUCGCCUCCCCUUGCUGAUGGAUACUAUUUGCCAGAAAACCCCCAAGGAUUCAGCAAAAUACGAGAACUGCAAGCAGGCUCUGAAAGAAGUCAGCAAGCUCGUGCGUCUGUGCAAUGAGGGCGCCCGCAAGAUGGAGAGGACAGAGAUGAUGUACACGAUUAACUCCCAGCUGGAAUUCAAAAUCAAGCCAUUUCCAUUGGUUUCCUCUUCACGGUGGCUGGUGAAAAGGGGUGAAUUAACAGCGUAUGUAGAAGACACUGGACUUUUUUCCAAAAGAACCUCUAAGCAGCAGGUGUACUUCUUCCUCUUCAACGAUGUCCUCAUCAUCACCAAGAAGAAGAGUGAGGAGAGCUACAACGUCACCGAGUACUCGCUGCGGGAGCAGCUGCUGGUGCUGCCCUGUGACGGGGAGGAGCCCUGCUCCUCUCCCGGGAAGAACGCGGCCGGGAUGCUCCACUCCGGACGGAAUUCCGCAUCCCACCUCUUCAGGCUCGUGCUCCUCAGCAACCACGCCGGGGACAGGGUGGAGCUGCUCCUGGGAGCAGAGACUCAGAGCGACAGAGCCCGCUGGAUCACGGCGCUGCGCCAGGACAGCGACGGGCACCACACGGACAGGACCACACUGGCGCAGGUGGAGAUCAUCAGGACGUACACAGCCAAGCAGGCCGAUGAGCUCGCUCUCCAAGUCGCUGAUGUCGUUUUGGUUUAUCAAAAAGUGAAUGAUGGCUGGUGCGAGGGGGAGCGGCUCCGCGACGGCCAGAGGGGCUGGUUCCCCUCGGAGUGUGCCAAGGAGAUCACCUGCAGGGCCACCCUGGACAAGAACAUGGAGCGCAUGGGGCGCCUGCUGGGGCUGGAAACCAACGUGUAGCCUGGUCCUCGCCCCAGCCCCUGAGCGCCAGCAGAGCCACAGGCCAGCACACUGCGACUCGCCCUCCCUUCUGCGCUGGCUCCCACAGCUCCCAGCUGAGCCCCGGCCACAGCAGCAGCACCUUGCAGCAGUGUCCGGCACUCCUCUGCAGCUCCUGCCUCCUUACGCUCUCGCUCUGCCUGGGUUUGAGCAUCUGAACUCAUUUUCAGCAGCAGGACUCUGUAGGGCACUGGAGCCCCAGCCCAGAGCUGGUGGGGAGCAGCAGUGCUGGGGUGUCCUGCUCUGAGGAGCUGCAGUGCUGCAGCCCCAGACACGGCUUUGGGACCCUUCCCCUCGUGUCAGCACCUGUGUGGCACCUGAACUCCCGUGCCCAGCUCUGCACUUUGUAAAGGCUGUCCUACCUCUCCAGAGCAAAUGCAGGCUGUCCCUGGCCUGGCACAGGCAGAGCUGGCACCACCUCCCGAGGAAGCUGCAGCGGUGCCUCCCUGAGGCUGCUCACAAGGGCCCCAAGGUCGGUGGGCAAAGGAUUUCUGAAAGCCAGAGACCGGUUCCACAGCGAGAGCAGGUGCUGCUGCCCCAUCCCAGCACGGGGGUGCUACUGCAGAGGAACUGCUGCAAGGGGGGCAGGGGCUGCUGGGGUGGUUUCCUCGGGUGUCUGCUGCGGCCUUGCACUGCACUUAGUGCUUCAGAGCACUCCAGGGUGAGCAGGGAGCCGUGAGAGGCUGCGUGACAAAACCUCCCUCCUGAGGAGCAGCUGCUGACUCAGCAGUGUGGAAAUCGUCUCUAGAAACGAGGGGACAACUUGUAGGUCCAAGGCUUUCUUCCUGUUGCCUUCCCCAGCCUCUGCAAAGGGGACGAAUGCUGGUUUUUAUCCUGCAAGAUGCUGAUGUGAGUGGUGAAUGAAUUGCGUGUUUGUAAAGAUGUGUCGCUCUAAUAAUUUAAACUAGAUUAGAAAGAUAGUAAUUUUGUACAAAAAUACUUACCUGGACAGUGUGACGGUGGUUAUACAGCCUUGCAAAUUAAUUUAUAAUAAUAGUAAUAAGAGAAACUGUAAAUUGAACAAAGACUUAUUUAACAUAGUAAAAAUACUGCAAUUGUUUUAACAAUUUUAUUGUGUACCUGCAGAUGUUUUAACACAUUACUGAAUGUAUAAGUCCAGACAUUAAUUUUAUUCAGAUUUUUUUAAUACACUGUAUAUAUUUUUCAUACCUAGUUUUUCCAAAAAUGCUGUAAUGUUUUGUAAAGGUUAUUUUUCAUUUUUCCUAUUGUGGGACACAGUUCUUCAGGAAUGAAAAGACUUCUAUGAUUUUAUAGGAC
Molecule: messenger RNA, 4017 nt
Organism: Hirundo rustica (Barn swallow)
Lineage: Eukaryota; Metazoa; Chordata; Aves; Passeriformes; Hirundinidae
Gene: ARHGEF26
Product: Rho guanine nucleotide exchange factor 26
Exons: 14
Coding region: 1-2700 (899 amino acids)
Biological process (GO): activation of GTPase activity
Molecular function (GO): protein binding; guanyl-nucleotide exchange factor activity
Source: RefSeq, a predicted model, not a curated record